This is a messenger RNA of Saprolegnia diclina VS20, 3888 nucleotides long. RefSeq lists its product as hypothetical. Gene Ontology annotation, cellular component: extracellular region. The coding region runs from base 35 to 3784 and encodes 1249 amino acids. The transcript has a single exon. NCBI's taxonomy places the organism in Eukaryota, Oomycota, Saprolegniomycetes, Saprolegniales, Saprolegniaceae. The record is from RefSeq and is a predicted model, not a curated record.
CGCUGCUUGGCCGCGAAACGCUCACGAUCCUGAGAUGCGGUGGCGCACCUUGCUCGUCGUCGCGAUAUGCCCUGCGGUGGCGAUGGCGGCAGCUUGCAAGGGCGCCGUCGACUGCAGUAGCGCCGUGUGUGCGACCGGAAGCUGCCUCGCGACUGUUAUCGCUAUGUGCGCUGGCAACCCCGGCGACUGCAACGACAACAACGCCUGUACCAAGGAUACCUGCAUCAACGGUGUCUGCGCCUACAGUAGCCAGUGUUCGGCAUGCCGAGGCGACGUCGAGUGCAACGACGGCAAUGCCUGCACCGCCGACCUCUGCGUGGCUGGCUGGUGUGCCCACAGUGACACAUGUGGCGCCUGCCACGUCGGCGCCGCCGACUGCAACGACAACAACGCGUGCACCAAGGACGACUGCGUCAACGGCGUGUGCACGUACACCAAUCAAUGUGGCCCUUGUCGCGGCGACAUGGACUGCGACGACCACGAUCAAUGCACGAAUGACGUCUGCGUUUCGGGGUUCUGCGCUCACCGGGGGUCCUGCGCGGUCUGUGCCACCGAUGGCGCUUGCGACGACGGCGACGCCUGCACCCGCGACAGCUGCGUCAAUGGACGUUGCCGGCACAUCAACGUGUGCCAGGCCUGCAGGGUGGAUGCCACUUGCAACGACGACGAUGCGUCGACGACCGAUGUCUGCCUCUCAGGCUGGUGUGCUCACCGAGCCCGUAGUAUCUGCGCGUCCAACGCUAAUUGUGACGACGGCGACGCCUGCACGACCGACGUUUGCGCGAACGGCAGCUGCGUGCAUACCAACGGGUGCCAAGACUGUGCGACGGACGGCAACUGCAACGACAGCAAAGAUAGCACGCGCGAUGUGUGCGUGACGGGGUUCUGCCACCAUAUCCCGGUGGCGAAGGGCUGCAGCGUCGACGCCGCCUGCGACGACGGCAACGCCUGCACAAAGGACGUCUGCAGCAACGGGACUUGCAUCUACACCAACCACUGUGCGUCCUGCGAUUCGAAUCUGGACUGCAACGACGGUGAGAGUUGCACGGAGGACACGUGUCAGCGCGGCUGGUGUGCGCAUAGCAACAGUUGCGCGACUUGUACAAUGUCCAGCGACUGCGACGACGGCAACGAGUGCACAACGGACGCGUGUGGCGUCGACGGCACCUGCGCCUAUACCAACGUCUGCGGUCGUUGCAUCGGUGCGAAUGACUGCAACGACGGAGACGCGUGCACCGAUGACACAUGUGCCAAGGGGUGGUGCGACCACAGCGAUGCCUGUACGACGUGCUCGUCAGCGUCCGACUGCGACGACAACAACGUCUGCACCGGUGACGUCUGUGUCGGUGGGCGAUGCAGCCAUCUAAAUUUGUGCUCGUCGUGUGACGCCGACACGGACUGCCAAGACGAUCAAGUAACCACCGUAGACUUUUGUGCCGGCGGCUGGUGCACCCACCCAACUACCAUCGAUUGCACGGCCUCCGCCAACUGCAACGACGGCAAUGAGUGCACCUUAGACACCUGCUUAAACGGUCGCUGCAGCUACACCAACCAUUGCGUCGGGUGCCGAGCCGAUGCCAACUGUGACGACGGCGAUCCGAGAACCGCCGACAUGUGUCAGCGCGGGUGGUGUCGACACCGCGUCUUCGGGUCCUGCGUCGCUGCGACCGACUGCGACGACGGCAACCCGUGCUCCCAGGACACGUGUGUGGCCAAUCAAUGUGCAUACGACAACCUUUGUGGCGCCUGUGUGGCCGACAAUGCCUGCCACGACGACGACGCGACGACGGCGGACUUUUGUCUCAGUGGGUGGUGCGGGCACGCCAAUACGGCUGGCGUCUGUGCCACCGACCGCGACUGUAGCAACAAUGAUGCGUGCGCUCUCGGUGUUUGCAACGCGGUGACACACACGUGCAGCUACACUAACGCCUGCCCGCACUGCCGCAGUGACGGCGACUGCAACGACGGGACAUCGUCAACGACCAACGUGUGCAUUCGCGGCUGGUGCGCGCGUAGCAACGCCAACGCGCCGUGCGCUACCGACCCCGACUGCGACGACGGCAACCGGUGCACGGGCGAUCGGUGCCGCAACGGUGUGUGCGACUACGUCAACAUCUGCGGCGCAUGCAAGACCGACGUCACAUGCAAGGACGGGAACCCGUGUUCGGUUGACUACUGCGCCAACGGCUGGUGCGCGCACAGCAACAUUUGUGCGACGUGCGUUCAGGACAGCGACUGCGUUGACAACACCAACUGCACUGCGCAAGCGUGCGUGAGUGGCCUCUGCACCUACGUCAACGCCUGCAACACGUGCCGGAGCGACAGCGAGUGCUUUGACAGCGACGACUGCACGAUGGAUCUAUGUGUGGCCGGUGCCUGCGCCCAUCCCUACAGCUGCGCAACGUGUACAACCGAAACCGACUGCGACGACCACAACGCCUGCACCGAUGACGUCUGCGACGGCACCUGCUCGUACAUCAACCGUUGCAACUUUUGUGUCAACGACGCCUCGUGCAACGACGGCAACACGACAUCGGUCGACGUGUGCGCCAACAACUGGUGUCUGCACCGGAGCGCUCAAGUCGCCUGCAGCGAUGCUGCCGACUGCGACGACGGCGACCUUUGCACCCAAGAAACGUGCCACAAGGGGUACUGUGUCUACGCAAACAUCUGUGGCGCCUGCUCGACGGACGCUCAGUGCGACGACAAUAGCGCUUGUACGGCCGACAUGUGCACCACCGGGUGGUGCCAGCACUCGGGGACGUGCGCCAUCUGUACUUCGGUCGACGACUGCGACGACGACGACCCGUGCACGACCGACGCCUGCAGCGCCACCGGCCAAUGCGUCUACACCAACGUGUGCCAAAGCUGCUCGGUCGAUGCCAACUGCAACGAUGGUCGCCCGAAUACCCAAGACUCGUGCUCGUCCGGCCACUGCUAUCACUUGGAAGCCGAUUUAUGCACCGUGGACAGCGACUGCGACGACGGCUCGUCCUGUACGGUCGACGUGUGCGCCAACGGCCAGUGCUCGUAUGCGACGGUGCGCUGGGGCGCCUACUGCAACCAGCCCUGCGCCGUGGCCGGUUUCGACACGGCAUGCUUUGGCCUCAUCACAUGCGACAAGGCGACGGGAGAGCUGCCCGUCUGCUCGGGCUACUGCCUCGAUGGCUACUAUGGGCGCGACUGUUCUGCGACCAUUCCAAAAAUGGGCACCGGUGCGAUUGUACUGCAGGUGCGGCUUGCCGGUGCGAUAGCAUGCCCCGGGAGAAGCACCUUGUUCAACUUUGCAACUGCCCUUGAACUCACGGACGUUAAUAUGGCGCUUGCAAGCUGUGUGCUCGUAUCCACCGACUCGGCAAAUUCGAUUCUGUCGAGUGUCCCGGCCAAGCCGACUUCUAUUGUGCAGUACCCGCUGCCGACCGCCGCCGACAUUACGCUUGUUGUCUCGGGCGCCGAGAAUUUCAACGCGACGUACCAGUACUACCUCAGCGCGGUCGCAAGCGGGCGACUCGCGUCGGCCUUCCACGUCACCAAAGCCAUCGAGCUCAAUGGCGCCGUGGCGUAUGAUAGUAAUGGCACUCGGAUCACGCUGGUGGCGAAUCCCAUUACGUGGGCAAUGCUCGUUGGCUACUGCGUGCUCGCCGCAUUUUGCGGUGGCGUCUUUGUUUUGAUGGUGUGGCAGAUCUACCUCCGGUGUUGUCGCCGACGCCGUCUCGUGGCCAAGGAGAGAGUGACUCUUCUUGAGCAAAAGAUUGCUCCCAAGCACCGAGCCGGUCGAAUAUAAGUUGGCUUUGCGUUCUCCUAGCUAGCUAGCUAUUCGAUCCCGACCGGGCAUCCCAAUGUGGCAAUUUGCUCUUUAAUAUUUAAAGAGCAGUGCUUUUUACUAUG